Molecule: messenger RNA, 1849 nt
Organism: Chara braunii
Lineage: Eukaryota; Viridiplantae; Streptophyta; Charophyceae; Charales; Characeae
Source: the annotation of a GenBank genome assembly
ACCAGGAGGAGGAUGGGAAGAAAAGGGGGUGGGUCUGGGAGAGGCAAACGGAACCAGAAUGGGGCACUAAACCCCCCGAGGAGUGGGUCCCUCCGAAACCGGUAGAGGCGCACAUGAGAGCCUCAACAGGCACAUCCGAGAAGAGCUCGGGGUCGCAGGCAGCACAAGGAAAAGGGGAACAGACGGUGCACGAUGACAGGGCUGGGGAAAAAGGAAAGGAGAAUGAACCGAACCCGGAGCAGUAUAUGGAUAUCAGCACGACGGACCUCUCUCGAGAGAAGCCGGACCAAGGGGAUUCUUGUCAAAAGGAUGGAGAACUUCCCAAGCAGCUGUCUCAAAAGUUGCCCGACCAGGGGGGGCCUGGCCAGAUGGAGGGAGGGUUAACGAGGCAGAUCAGUACAGAAAACAGGUUCGGGCCACUUGAUGUGAAAACAGGGGACGAGGAGGAGAAAGGGGAAGGUGGGGGGGACGGCAUUGCAGGCCUGAUAGACCUGAGGCAGACCAAGAAGAAAAUGAGAAAAAAUAACAAAAACGACCAAAAGACCCAAAACGAAGAGCUGGGAACUGCAGAGGGGGAGAACCAGAACCAGAACUGGGCUGAGGAAUCGGCUGAGAAAUCCAAGGAAUCGAAGGAACAGGAAAAUUCGGCAGAAAACCGAGAUCCAUUCAAGGAGGUUCUCGGUUUUGGCCCAAUGGACUGGGAUGCCUCCCCCCCAACACACUCCGCGCCCCUCCCCCCCCCCCGGGACGUGAUCAUGUCCGAGUGCCCCCCAGAAGGAACUGAUGAGCGCAACAGCGACAGCGCAAAAAGCUCAGGGGGGGGGGCUGAGCACACAGAGGGCACAGCAGCACAACCCCAGACUACAACGGAGACAAAGCUGAUGGCACUAACAGACUGGCUAAUUUUGCGUUUGCAGGAGAGUCACCCGGGACAGACAACAAAAUUCUGGGAUAACUCCUUCAUAGAACUCUUCGAACUGCUGGACUCAAGCUCCAGCCUAAAAGGAAUUCUGGAAAACAGGGCACCACAGGAUAUCCCCUGGGCCGUUUUCAUGGAAAAGAUUCUGUCCAAAAUCCAAGCGGGAUUUUCAUGCCCACAGACCGAUGGAAGGAAAAACGGACCUGCAGAAGAAUCACAACAGGCCUCGUCACCCCAUACAUCGGUCCCCUCGCAGGCCCCAGAACCAUUAGGGGAGAGGGAAGGGAAGCAAAAAGAUGGGGACCGGGGGACGACACCAGAAAUGGUAGAGACUGUGGAAAGGGCAGAGGAAGAAACGACUACGAAGCGGAUGCGACUGAGGCACCUGGUGGAGAAAGGACAGCACGAGCAGAAGUUGUCCAUCGAGGGCGUCCUGGUCCUUCCAAUUAGAAAGAAGGAAGGAAAAUGGCAAGCGGGCAUGACCAAGGCAGCGGGAGACGACAAAUACGGUGGCGUCACGCUGCAGGGGUGGCUGAAGGAAGGGAACUGGAUGGGGUAUCAGGUAGCCCAGGCACUAUAUGAACGUACAGCCAGAGAAUUCAUAGCCAGAAAAUAUGAACCGGGGGCCUGCGCAACAUACACAGUGGCAUCCCAACCGCACAGAGUGGCUGGUAAAGACUUGUAUGUUAAAUUUGACGCCACCAAGGAAGCUGGAAUGAGAUGGUACAUACACCAGGAACUGUUAGAACUGCAGAUCCUGAAGGUAAAACCAAGUAAAAUAUGGUCAGAGCGGGACCUGAUGACGAUAUUGUGCUCCAUCUUGAAACAGGGUAUACUACUAAACACGGUCAACUGGGAAGGGACGUUCUGGGAGCGUUUGUAGGAAGCCUCCUCCACCUUAUGGAUCUCAUUGAGGUUGUAUACCAAAGG